Molecule: messenger RNA, 986 nt
Organism: Aedes albopictus (Asian tiger mosquito)
Lineage: Eukaryota; Metazoa; Arthropoda; Insecta; Diptera; Culicidae
Product: collagenase
Exons: 4
Coding region: 107-895 (262 amino acids)
Biological process (GO): proteolysis
Molecular function (GO): serine-type endopeptidase activity
Source: RefSeq, a predicted model, not a curated record
AUAACGGUGACAUAUUCAGGAGAAGUCUCUCUUGCUUGCUCUGUUUAGUAGCUAUAAAAGAAACUUCGUGAGAAGUAAGCCAGUGUAUUCUAACCGUUACGGCACCAUGAAGCAUUUAAGACUAGUGGCAAUUUUGAUUUGCGUCCUUGGCGCUCAGGCGGAACCAGAACGCACACCACGUAUCAUCAAUGGACACACCGCUCCCGGUAUUGUCGGAUAUCACGCAUUCAUUGCGUACAUGAACGAAGAAUUCGCAGGAUUCUUUGGGGGUGGUACAAUCAUUUCCGAUCGGCACGUACUGAGCUCGGCCAAGAUCAUCCAUGGAUGGUUCCAGUGGGAGAUACGUGUCGGAAGUAACGUCUUUGUGGAGCUGGAGCGAAUCACCAUGAAGUCGUACCAUGCUGUAACGCAUCCUCAAUUUGACUUCCAUACUUCAGUUAACGACAUCGGCAUUAUCUACCUGCCGGAGUCUCUGGAGUUCACACAGAACGUCUACCCGGUGGCACUUCCGGACCUGAACCCUGACCGGACGAAUCUUUUACCUUUGAAAAACGAGGAAGGCACAAUCGUUGGCUUUGGGUACACAACUUCUGCUGCCAUAAACCAUUCGGACCUCCUGAUGCGAGCCUUCCAGCGAGUGAACUUCGAUGCCGGCUGCGAGGUGCUGUACGGGAACCAAUCGCCAGAGAUUUAUUUCUGCGCCAGAGACAACGAGCAGUUCGCCAACAUGUGUCUUGGGGACGUCGGUGGCGGGUUCGUUACUUUGGUCCGUGGACGACCGACCAUCACCGGUAUUGUGUCGUACGUCAGAGAAAUAUGCGAAACGACAUAUCCAACGGGCUUUACCCGCGUCGCUUACUAUCGGGACUGGAUCAGACAUGUGACGCAGCUGUAAAAAAGUAGUGCAAAUAUUUCAUUCGUAGAGCUAACUACUCUUAACCGAAUAAUGGGAAAUGAUUACUUGAAUAAAUAUAUUGAAAUACCUA